Armigeres subalbatus is the source of this 648-nucleotide messenger RNA. RefSeq lists its product as uncharacterized. The transcript has 5 exons. Bases 68 to 559 code for a protein of 163 amino acids. Lineage: Eukaryota; Metazoa; Arthropoda; Insecta; Diptera; Culicidae. The record is from RefSeq and is a predicted model, not a curated record.
GGAAACGAAUCCGACAACAGUGGUGAACAUUGUGCGCUUAAUAAUCUGUUUCCAUUUUGGGGAAAACAUGGAAAUAGGUCGGAAAUACCUUUGGCUGGGAGGGCUCCUCCAGCUGGUGGUUGUGCUGUUUAGUUGCAAUCAGACAGCGUUGGCCAACCCGAACGGAAUUAACUUAUUCAAAGCAGAUUUGCUUCGGAAUAAGAAUGAGGACGAGGAUUAUGGAGCCCUGGCGAAUGAAGAGAUUUUUAGUGAACCCAAGCUGUUCUUUUACCGAACUCCAGUAUCUCCCUUGACCGAUUACCAUCUCUACGAUUCGUAUGAUAAACGCACCUUUAAUAAGUACAAAAACAUGAUGAUAAACAAAGAUGCACCUGAAGUAUUGAUGACCGAUGACCGCGAUGAGGAACCAAAUAAGGGGGCGGCGCGGAUCGUUUUUUCGCGAAUUACACCAAAGCGAAGCCCAGGAGCAAUCCUCAGCUGGGCUAUACCGGCGGCCAAUAGAGUGCGAGUUAUUCCAAACAGUUACCGACCGCCGGCAAUCAACCGACCGGCCGCCUAACUGCAGUCUCUCCAGUUAUCAUGAGUUCUUUACUGAACCCCAACGUAUCAAGCACACUCAUCAACCUCCUUGCCAUCAAGGAAAAUAAU